Penicillium pulvis is the source of this 2118-nucleotide messenger RNA. RefSeq names its product 6-phosphofructo-2-kinase PFK26. The transcript has 2 exons. Gene Ontology annotation, biological process: fructose 2,6-bisphosphate metabolic process; fructose metabolic process. The record is from RefSeq and is a predicted model, not a curated record. NCBI's taxonomy places the organism in Eukaryota, Fungi, Ascomycota, Eurotiomycetes, Eurotiales, Aspergillaceae. Bases 1 to 2118 code for a protein of 705 amino acids. Gene Ontology annotation, cellular component: cytosol. Gene Ontology annotation, molecular function: ATP binding; 6-phosphofructo-2-kinase activity.
AUGGCACAACAUUCCGACAUUGCACGGUCGGCGAUCAUGUCGUCCGCCACUUCAGAUCCUGCAGCCCCGGGGGAUCAGAGGAAUAUGAACCAACGACCCAACGGCAUCAGCUCAAAGGGAGCUGGGCUUGGCUCGGGUAAAGAAGGAGCAACUUUGAUUCCACCUCCGAAAACUGUGGUCGGAAGAGCGCUAGGCAAUGACUUGCAUUCCGAUGCCCACAAAGCCUCACAGGCGCCCAAGGGCGGAGUCGGAACCGCCCUGACUGACACUCCGAUUUCUACCGCACCCCCGUCCCCACAGAUAUCAGGUCGUACACAACCCGGUACCCCGAGCAGCAGAGUCCGAGCCACUACCCUUGAUAUUCCCGGCCUGACCAAAUCCAAGGUCUCCCCCGAUGGCCGAAUUGCUCAGCGCGAUGUCGGUGCCAAGCUGGUCAUCGUUAUGGUCGGACUUCCUGCUCGUGGCAAAAGUUACAUUACCAAGAAGCUUGCCCGUUACUUGAACUGGCUUCAACAUGACACUCACAUAUUCAAUGUCGGUGCACGUCGUCGUGUCGCAGCUGGCAGGUCUCCCACACCGGCAACUCCUCGAGGCCAUGAGAUGGCCCCAAAAAAUGUCCACAAAGACCUCAUCGACUCUGUGCGCCGCCUGAGCGUGAGCGUUGGGACCCAGAACCAAGGCGAAUCUUCGCCACCGGAGGAAACCACUCUUCCACCCCCGAUUCUCGUAAACGGCAAGGAUACCAAGCCUUCUCCUUCACAAAAUGGAGACACGAUGGUGCCACCAUUCGAUGGCCCUGGCCUGGAAAUUCCGGACGAGGCCAUCAAAGAAGCUCCUCUGGAACCAAUGGAUCAGACUGCGAACUUUUUCGACCCCCAGAAUCAAGACGCUGUCAAGCUUCGAGAGCGUGUCGCCCUCGACACCCUUGAUGAGUUGCUCGACUACAUCCUGGACGAAGGUGGUAGCGUCGGUAUUCUCGAUGCAACCAAUAGUACUAUGGAGCGUCGCAAGGCUAUCGUGGACCAUAUUCGCAAUCGUGCUGGCCCUGAGCUGAACAUCCUGUUCCUUGAAAGCAGCUGUGUGGAUCCAACUUUGCUGGAGGCCAACAUGCGCUUGAAGCUUUCUGGACCUGACUACAAGGGUCAAGACCCGGAAAAGGCGCUAGUGGAUUUCAAGAAGCGUGUGGCUCUCUACGAGAAAUCGUACAUCCCCUUGGGCGAAUACGAGGAAAAGAUGGGCAUGGCUUUUAUCCAAAUGAUUGAUGUUGGUCGCAAGGUUGUCGCUCAUCGAACACAUGGCUUCCUCUCGUCGCAGGUUGUCUAUUACUUGCUCAACUUCAACCUCUCUCCACGCCAGAUUUGGAUCACGCGACAUGGAGAGAGCGUGGACGACCAGGCCGGUCGUAUUGGUGGAGAUUCUGACCUCAGCGAGAAUGGAAAGCGGUACGCCAAGGCCUUGGCUCGAUUCGUGAAUUCUCAGCGGGAGAAGUGGGAGCUAUACCAGCGACAGAAGGACUUGCUGAAGCACUUUCCUCCCCGUCCGGGUGACAGCACUCCCCCCAAUCCGUCUUACAUUCCCCAUGAUACGCCGCGUAACUUCUGUGUAUGGUCAUCGAUGAUGGCACGGGCUGUCCAAACCGUCGAUUACUUCAAUGAAGAAGACUAUGACGUCAAGCAAAUGCGCAUGCUCGACGAACUUCACUCAGGAAGGAUGGAAGGCAUGACCUACAAGGAGAUUCAGGAGCAGUUUCCCGAGGAGUAUGCUCACCGCAAGAAGGACAAGCUCUUUUACCGAUACCCAGGCCCUGGUGGAGAAGGGUACCUUGACAUUAUUAACCGCACUCGGGCCGUCAUUGUCGAGGUGGAGCGUACCACUGAUCAUGUCCUGCUGGUCAGCCACCGGUCCACCGCUCGCGUCCUCCUUGCAUACUUCCAGGGCCUGGAACGUGACCAGGUCGCCAACCUGGAUGUUGAGAUGGGGGUGCUCUACAUGUUGGAGCCUAAGCCCUACGGGGUUGACUUCAGGGCCUACCGAUACAACCCUGAAACCGAUUGGUUCGACUUCGUUCCCGAUUACCAAUUGAAGCAGGUGAAUGGGCCUCCCACGACCCAAGCAUGA